Hyposmocoma kahamanoa is the source of this 3628-nucleotide messenger RNA. RefSeq names its product transient receptor potential cation channel subfamily A member 1 (gene TrpA1). Bases 101 to 3628 code for a protein of 1175 amino acids. Gene Ontology annotation, molecular function: protein binding; monoatomic ion channel activity. Gene Ontology annotation, cellular component: membrane. The transcript is spliced from 22 exons. Gene Ontology annotation, biological process: monoatomic ion transport; transmembrane transport. NCBI's taxonomy places the organism in Eukaryota, Metazoa, Arthropoda, Insecta, Lepidoptera, Cosmopterigidae. The record is from RefSeq and is a predicted model, not a curated record.
GCAGCGGACUGCUGGCCCGGCAAUUCUCGCCAGCGCUGAUGGUGCCACCACACCGGUGCGCUUCGCACACAAUAGCCCUGCACCGGUUAAAAGGGGCUUUAUGGACUGGAUCCUAAGGAUGACCGGCCGCAGUCACACUCCACGAGUGAAGAUAGACCACGGAGGAGAGCUGCAGAUCAUGCUGCCACCAGACCGCAACAACUCUGGCGAGGUGUGUCUUUUAGCGGAAAGCCCUUAUAGGAUACUAAGGGCAGCAGAAAGCGGCAAUGUGGAAGACUUUAUGCGCUUGUACCUGAGUGAACCAUCGCGACUGGCCGUUCGGGAUUCCCGGGGACGCACCGCGGCCCAUCAGGCCGCAGCCAGGAACAACACUAAUAUACUGCAUUUCAUCAACAACUACGCGGGAGACCUGAAUGCCCAAGAUAAUACCGGGAAUACUCCACUACACUUGGCCGUCGAAAGCGAAGCUUUGGAUGCUAUUGAGUUUUUACUACAGAAACGUGUUAACACGGGAGUGCUGAACGAGAAGACUCAAGCUCCUAUACAUUUAGCUACAGAGCUUAACAAGGUAACAGUAUUGCAAACGUUUGCCAAGUAUAAGAGCCAAUUCAACGUCGACCAAGGUGGGGAGCAUGGACGCACCGCACUCCAUUUCGCAGCUAUUCAUGAUCAUGAUAAAUGCGCCAGAGUGCUGAUAACAGACUUAGGAGCACAGUGCAAACGCCCCUGCAACAACGGCUACUAUCCCAUCCACGAAGCAGCUAAGAACGCUUCUUCGAGGACCAUGGAAGUAUUUCUCCAGUGGGGGGAGUCUAGAGGUUGUACGAGAGAACGAAUGAUAUCUCUCUACGACAACGAAGGCAAUGUUCCAUUGCACUCAGCUGUUCACGGGGGAGAUAUAAAAGCGGUUGAACUAUGUCUUCGAUCUGGAGCCAAAAUAUCCACACAACAGCACGAUUUGUCCACUCCCGUGCAUCUGGCUUGUGCGCAGGGAGCUCUUGACAUAGUAAAGCUGAUGUUUACAAUGCAACCAACUGAGAAGCUGGCAUGCUUAACUUCGUGCGAUGUUCAAAAAAUGACGCCGAUCCAUUGCGCGGCAAUGUUUGACCAUCCAGAUAUUGUCAAAUACUUGAUUUCUGAAGGAUCAGAUAUAAAUCCUUUGGAUAAAGAACGCAGAUCACCUCUGCUGCUCGCAGCGUCAAGAGCUGGUUGGAGAACUGUACAUAUUUUGAUUCGUCUGGGAGCUGACAUACAAUUGAAAGAUAUAAAUUCGAGAAAUGUUUUGCAUCUUGUAGUGAUGAAUGGAGGUCGUCUCGAAGAUUUUGCUGCAAAUUGCAAAGUAAGCGUUCAGGAUCGCUGUGAGAAGAGUCUAGCACAGUUGUUGAAUGAAAAAGACAACACUGGUUGCUCGCCGCUGCAUUACGCCAGCCGCGAAGGUCACAUCCGAUCGCUGGAGAAUUUGAUCAAACUCGGCGCUUGCAUCAACUUGAAGAACAACAACAACGAAAGCCCUUUGCAUUUCGCAGCCAGAUACGGGCGAUACCACACCGCCUGCCAGCUUCUGGACUCUGAUAAAGGCACGUUCAUCAUUAAUGAGAGCGACGGUGAAGGACUCACCCCACUCCACAUUUCCUCUCGCGAAGGUCAUACCAGAGUGGUGCAGCUGCUGUUGAACAGGGGAGCUUUGCUACACCGAGAUCAUAACGGGCGGAAUCCGUUGCACCUAGCCGCUAUGAGCGGCUUCAAUCAGACCAUCGAGUUGCUGCACUCCGUUCACUCACACUUACUGGACCAGACGGACAAAGACGGCAACACACCUCUCCACCUAGCGACAAUGGAGAAUAAGCCUAACUCCAUUGCUCUGCUCUUGUCUAUGGGCUGUCGUUUGAGCUAUAAUAACCUCGACAUGAGUGCAAUCGAUUACGCUAUCUAUUACAAAUUCCCUGAAGCGGCUCUUGCGAUGGUUACUCAUGAACAAAGGGCCAUGGAGGUGAUGGCACUCCGUUCCGAUCGACAUCCGUGCGUGACUCUUGCGCUGAUAGCGUAUAUGCCCAGAGUCUUCGAAGCCGUCCAAGACAAAUGCAUCACCAAGGCGAACUGCAAAAAGGACUCUAAGAGCUUCUAUAUUAAGUAUUCUUUCAAAUACUACCAACACUCGCAAGACGAAGUUAAAGCUCUGAGACUGGCGCUCAACGAUCCAAAAUACCGACCCAAACCGUUGUGUGUGACCAACGCGAUGGUGGCACAUGGAAGGGUAGAACUCCUGGCACAUCCACUCAGUCAAAAAUACCUUCAAAUGAAAUGGAACUCCUAUGGGAAAUAUUUUCAUUUAGCGAAACUUCUAUUUUACUGCAUAUUCCUGACGUUUGUGACAGUUUAUACAUACUUACUAAUGUCUACUACAAAACCUGCUUUAUCAUUGACGAAGAAACAAACGGAGAAAUGUCUUUUUAUAAACCCGUCAAUCAACGACUCUUUGGAAAAAGUAGAGAACAAUACGCAAGACAAAAUUACAGCUACAAAUUAUAAUACGGACUUAGAAUUAGUGGGAAUGUACACAAGUACAGUAGCUAUACUGGUCUACAACUCCCUGUGCAUGAUUCGCGAAGCAUAUAACGUGAAGCAACAAAAGUGGCACUAUGUGGUGGACCCAUCAAAUCUGGUCUCUUGGAUGCUGUACAUCUGUUCUAGCCUCAUGGUGUUCCCGACGCUAAUGCGUAGUUGUGUGGAUCUUCAGUUCUCAGCGGCUUCCAUAACGGUGUUCCUGUCGUGGUUCGAACUACUGCUGCUGCUUCAGCGGUUUGACCAAGUGGGAAUCUACGUAGUGAUGUUCUUGGAAAUCUUACAGACGUUGAUCAAAGUGUUGAUGGUCUUCUCAAUCCUCAUCAUAGCGUUUGGAUACGCAUUUUAUAUUCUGCUCUCUAAAGGUCAACAUUUGUCGUUUAACAGCAUACCGAUGUCCAUUAUGCGAACGUUCGCUAUGAUGCUGGGAGAAAUAGAUUUUGUUGGAACUUACGUACAUCCAUACUAUAAAUCUGAGACUGACAUUAUUUUGCCUUUCCCGAUGCCGACGUUCUUUAUACUCGGGAUUUUCAUGGUGCUAAUGCCAAUCUUGCUGAUGAACUUGCUUAUCGGUUUGGCUGUUGGGGACAUCGAGAGCGUGAGGAGGAACGCACAGCUGAAACGGCUAGCGAUGCAGGUGGUACUUCAUACGGAGCUGGAACGAAAGCUGCCUGCUAUACUUCUGGAAAAGGUGGACAAGAACGAACUUAUCGAGUACCCUAACAACGGCCACUGCAAGCUUGGAUUUCUCGACCUGAUCUUACGCAAGUGGUUCUGCAAUCCUUUCACUGAUGAUGCUGGCUUAGACUUGGUGCUGGAAAGCAGUGAAGAUUACAUAACGGCUGAGUUGGACAAGCAGAAGCGACGGCUACGGGAGAUGUCUUCUCUCCUUGAACAGCAACAUACGCUGAUUAGGCUUAUCGUUCAGAAAAUGGAGAUAAAAACCGAAGCUGAUGACGUGGAUGAAGGUGUCUCUCCCGGGGAUACCAGGCUGGUACCUUGCUGGAGCUCACCAAGGAUACGCAAAAAAUUACGAACAAUACCUUCUUUUAAUAAGGGUGGCUAA